Messenger RNA from Schistocerca nitens (vagrant locust), 1368 nucleotides. RefSeq names its product trichohyalin-like. Bases 1 to 1368 code for a protein of 455 amino acids. The transcript has 2 exons. NCBI's taxonomy places the organism in Eukaryota, Metazoa, Arthropoda, Insecta, Orthoptera, Acrididae. The record is from RefSeq and is a predicted model, not a curated record.
AUGCCUAUGGAAGGGGAUCCAGCACUUGCUGCCACACUGGAGUUACUGUUACCAAUUGAUCUGGGGCCUGAUGUCAAGCUGAGCCUUCACCUCAUCCCUCAGUGGUGGGAGAGGACUGCAGCAUCCAUCCCAUCCACCUGUGACACUGGCAUCCUGCAUGACAAAACAGAGAUGCAAUAUGCCUUCAUCAUAGUAAAGCAACGAGGAAAGAAAGCAACGAGGAAAGAAAGCAACGAGGAAAGAAAGCAACGAGGAAAGAAAGCAACGAGGAAAGAAAGCAACGAGGAAAGAAAGCAACGAGGAAAGAAAGCAACGAGGAAAGAAAGCAACGAGGAAAGAAAGCAACGAGGAAAGAAAGCAACGAGGAAAGAAAGCAACGAGGAAAGAAAGCAACGAGGAAAGAAAGCAACGAGGAAAGAAAGCAACGAGGAAAGAAAGCAACGAGGAAAGAAAGCAACGAGGAAAGAAAGCAACGAGGAAAGAAAGCAACGAGGAAAGAAAGCAACGAGGAAAGAAAGCAACGAGGAAAGAAAGCAACGAGGAAAGAAAGCAACGAGGAAAGAAAGCAACGAGGAAAGAAAGCAACGAGGAAAGAAAGCAACGAGGAAAGAAAGCAACGAGGAAAGAAAGCAACGAGGAAAGAAAGCAACGAGGAAAGAAAGCAACGAGGAAAGAAAGCAACGAGGAAAGAAAGCAACGAGGAAAGAAAGCAACGAGGAAAGAAAGCAACGAGGAAAGAAAGCAACGAGGAAAGAAAGCAACGAGGAAAGAAAGCAACGAGGAAAGAAAGCAACGAGGAAAGAAAGCAACGAGGAAAGAAAGCAACGAGGAAAGAAAGCAACGAGGAAAGAAAGCAACGAGGAAAGAAAGCAACGAGGAAAGAAAGCAACGAGGAAAGAAAGCAACGAGGAAAGAAAGCAACGAGGAAAGAAAGCAACGAGGAAAGAAAGCAACGAGGAAAGAAAGCAACGAGGAAAGAAAGCAACGAGGAAAGAAAGCAACGAGGAAAGAAAGCAACGAGGAAAGAAAGCAACGAGGAAAGAAAGCAACGAGGAAAGAAAGCAACGAGGAAAGAAAGCAACGAGGAAAGAAAGCAACGAGGAAAGAAAGCAACGAGGAAAGAAAGCAACGAGGAAAGAAAGCAACGAGGAAAGAAAGCAACGAGGAAAGAAAGCAACGAGGAAAGAAAGCAACGAGGAAAGAAAGCAACGAGGAAAGAAAGCAACGAGGAAAGAAAGCAACGAGGAAAGAAAGCAACGAGGAAAGAAAGCAACGAGGAAAGAAAGCAACGAGGAAGGUAAGGAACAAGGUAAGAAAGGAACAAGGAAAGAGAGGAACAAGGAAAGAGUGGAACAGGGAAAAAACUGA